This is a messenger RNA of Quercus lobata, 852 nucleotides long. RefSeq lists its product as uncharacterized. Lineage: Eukaryota; Viridiplantae; Streptophyta; Magnoliopsida; Fagales; Fagaceae. The record is from RefSeq and is a predicted model, not a curated record. Bases 1 to 852 code for a protein of 283 amino acids. The transcript has 2 exons.
AUGGAGUUUGUUAAAAGGUCUAUUAAGUUUGAUCACCUGUUUGUUGUUGAAGCAAAAGGCAGAGCAGGAGGGCUCUGUAUUUUGUGGAAAGAUGGGUUAUCUGUUAAGGUUGUGGAUUUCAACAAAAAUCUUAUUGCUGUUAAAAUUUUUGAUUCUGCUUGUGAAUGGCUCUUGGUUGGCUUCUAUGGUCCACCGUAUCCAUCAAAAAAGAAGAAGGCUCGGGAAAAUCUUAUGGCAUUACUUGAAGCUCAUCAUGGACCUUGGAUGUGUUUUGGGGAUUUCAACUUUGUGCUCAAUGAGAAUGAAAUUUUAGGAGGCAAAAAAGGCAGCUCCUCCACAAAUUUUCUCAAGGACCUGAUGUUUGAGGUUGGAGCAAUUGAUUUAGGUUACUCUGGGGUUAAAUACACUUGGGCGAAAGACAGUGCUUGGAAUGAUGAACACGGGGGCUCUGAAUUCACUAGGUUGUGUAAGAAGCAGGCUGCCACUAGAGAUGCGCUAAAAAAGUGGAACAAGGAAGUGUUCGGAAAGUGUCAGGAGAGGAUCAAUGCCAUUAUGAAGCGUAUCAAAGAAAUUCAAAGUCAGCCCCCAUCGUUUCAAUAUGGGGAUUUAGAAGCAGCCCUUCAAGCAGAGUUAUCAGAAUGGCUCCUCCGGAGUGAAACACUGUGGCGCCAAAAAUCAAGGGAGUUGUGGCUGAAGUUAGGGGACAAAAAUUCUAAAUUUUUUCACUUGUCCACAAUUGUGAGAAGGAAAAGAAAUAAUAUCGAUGCUAUUCGAGACGGAAAUGGAUCAUGGAUUACAGAGGGCAAUGCUAUCAGAAAGAGGUUCCUUGACCAUUUCAAGGAUCUGUUCUAG